AUGUCGUUUGCAGACGAUAGUGUGACGUUUGUAGCAGCAGCAUUAGGUCUGGUUUUCCUCUCUGCUCUGGCUAUAUCAGGCACCAUUUUGUUUUCUUUAAUAAGUGUGUUCUUACCAAACAAAGGCGAUAACUUAGCGUCAUUACCAAUAUGCACGCUGUCAUUUGAACCCAUAAUUUCUCAGAGUACCGGCGCCUCGCCAUUCUACAUUGACAAUGCAGACUUGAACAAUGAUACUAUAUCGGAUCUGAUUGUGGCUAAUUUUAAAGACGGUACGAUAAGUACUUUUCUUGGAAAUACCGAUGGUAGCUUUCAAAGUCCAACGACGUCGUCUACCGGAGGAAUUCGUACUCAACCAAAUGCGUUCGCUAUCGGUGAUAUUAAUAAAGACGGAAAACUGGAUAUAGUCGUAGCAAACAGUGGUACAGGUACAGUUAUAACUUUCCAUGGUAAUGGAGACGGAACUAUAACGCCUCAAACAUUAUUUUCCACGGGAAUUGGUUCCACACCAUUAGAUCUUGCUCUUGACUAUUUGGAUGACGAUGAUAAUCUUGAUCUGGUUGCUUCUGAUAGCAACAACCAUGUUGUGCUAGUAUACUUUGGAGACAGUUCGGGAAGCUUUACGUUAAAUCAAACGCUCUUCACGGGCAACGGCUCAAUACCUUGCAGAGUAGCUAUCAAAGAUUUUAAUAGAGACGGUCGAUCUGAUAUAGCGGUUGUAAACAAUGGAACAUAUAAUGCUGGAAUAUUUCUCAAUAAUGGUAGCGGUCAUUUUAGUGAUCAAUCAACAUAUCCCACUGACUCGAUGCCUGUCUCGCUAAUGGCUGUUGACUUGAAUAAAGAUGGUAUAUUCGAUCUUGUAACCGCGAAUUACAAAGCAAAUACAAUAAGUGUACUACUCGGUAAUAAAGGUGGUACUUUUAAGAAGCGAAAAACGUUUUCCACAGGAUUAGGUUCCACUCCUAUUUCAGUGUCUUCUGGGGAUUUGAAUAAUGAUAAGAAUGUUGAUAUUAUUGUUGCUAAUUACGGUAAAAACAAUAUUGGCGUAUUUCUUGGCAAUGGUCAUGGAAACUUUAAAAUACAGAGAGUUUAUUCAACAGGUUAUGUUUCCCAUCCACAUGAUAUUACGAUUGCUGAUUUCAAUUCGGACGGUCGAUUAGAUAUUAUAUCUGCGAAUUCAGGAAAGAAUUCGGCAGGCAUACUCUUGAGUACAUGUUCAUAA
This is a messenger RNA of Adineta ricciae, 1221 nucleotides long. The record is from the annotation of a GenBank genome assembly. NCBI's taxonomy places the organism in Eukaryota, Metazoa, Rotifera, Eurotatoria, Adinetida, Adinetidae.